Passer montanus (Eurasian tree sparrow) is the source of this 3294-nucleotide messenger RNA. RefSeq lists its product as uncharacterized. Lineage: Eukaryota; Metazoa; Chordata; Aves; Passeriformes; Passeridae. Bases 735 to 2939 code for a protein of 734 amino acids. The transcript is spliced from 2 exons. Gene Ontology annotation, molecular function: nucleic acid binding; zinc ion binding. The record is from RefSeq and is a predicted model, not a curated record. Gene Ontology annotation, biological process: viral process.
GAAAUAACUGUUAAAUGCAUGGAUGGGGUGUUUUGUGUUUUGUUGUGUUUAUAUUGGUAUUUUUUUAUUUAAUUCCUCAGAGUGCAUGAUGAGGAAAUAUUCUUCUGUUCUUCAUCUUCAACCUAGAACUAUUUAAGCUGCUCUCUUUUAUUCUGGAGAGCUGUAGUAUACUACUGUUCUGUUGCUUACUGCUAGUUCUGCUGUAGAAAUUGGUUGAUUGGAACGAUCAAUAGGCUUAAACUCCAGAGAGGAAUUUGUUGGAGAUGGGAAGCUGCUGUAAUAAAUAUGUAACUGACUGUAACUUGCUCUCCUCUUGGUAGUUCAGCAGAUUGUAGCCAGAAAAAGUGCCUGUCAGCCUCUUGCUGUUCAUAAUCCUGUGGAUUCUCUGAGUGCCAAGGAAAGCGCAGCAGCAGCAGGAGCCUGUGAUGAGCUGAAUGGAAUUGAACGUUUGAGUGAGGAUGCAAUUGUGAGCGGCUCCUACAAGAACAAGACCCUUUGUGCCAACCCAGAGGACACGUGUGACUUUAACAGGGCUGCCCAGCUGGCCUCGACGCCCUUUCACGGGGUGGUAGCUCAGAGAGUGCCAGCUCCUGCUUUCUGUCAGGGUGAGCUGAAGGAAGAUAGCCCAGAAUCCAAGAGUGCACCUCUGAAUCAGGAGACACCGGUGGGUGUGUGAAGUGUGGAGCACUGCAAAGGUUGAGGCUCAAAAUUAAGAAGGUGAGCCACUGGGGACAAUGGGAUCUCAACUGUCAACCAAAAAAAAAGCUAACGUGGCAGCAGAAGAAAAAGCUAUAGUGAAUGCAUGGACCCUUAUGUUGCACCUGCAAGGGAUAAAAUGCAAUAAAAAGGCUCUGUGCACUUUAUUGCAGUGGUGUCGGAACCAUGGGGUAGAUGCCAGCGUAAGAGCUGCAUUUAUUGUGAAAAACUGGGAACAGGCUGGUGAAUUGAUUUUUGAAUCAGCUUCUCGAGGAGAUGAGACUGCUAAAAAUAUUAUGACUACCUGGAGGCUCGUGCUGGAUACCUUGAAACUGCUGAAACCUGAGCAACAUGCAAAAACAGCAGCUGAGGCACCGCAGGCACCACCUGCCAAGACUCCCAGUGAUAGUGGAGCUCAAGAGGGAGCAGCUGGGGGAGUAGAAGCCACAUCGAGUUUGCAGCUGGAAAGGACGGGGGAAAACCUAGAAGGGAAGCAGCUGUCAUCCAUGCCUCAUAUCCCUGCGACUCCGCCCACGCUGUGUGCCCCUACACCCCCAUGUCCUACACCUCCAGUUACCACAAACCCAUCCUCUCCUCCUCUGCCUACAGAUGGCUGGAGUGAUGAUAAACUCCUGUCAACAGCCCUGCCAGUGCUUGAUAGGCCUAAUCACAACCUCGGCAUGGAAAUAGGAGCCGGGAGCCAAGCGGCACUCGGCGCUGAGAGUUCCGGCAGGGAGCUGCCAGCACCUGGAGUGGAGGGACACCACAUCCCAUCAUGUCCACAGCCAAAGCCUGAGAGGCCUAAGGAACCCCCUCCAUUAGUAGAUUUGUGGGAUCCUAACAGGGGAGGCCCAAGUUGUCACACCCCUGCUGGCCCUCAGGAGGAUGCUUUUCCCAUGCGACCAGUACCAGCUACUGUCUCCGGAUGCAAUCGGGUUAGAUUUUGGCACUAUGUUAAAUUAAACUUUCUUGCUAGUGGGGAUCUUGAAGUUGCUGAACGACUUUCUGCACCACUAUCCCGGCUGUUCUUGGGUGGCCAAGAGCUUGUGUGUGGGACGACUGGCACUACUAUCUCAGCAUACAAUCCAGUUCGCUUUUGGGAACGUAUGCAAUUAAUGGCACUUGCUAGUGGAGAUUACAAAGUUGCUGAACGAAUUUCUGUACCUAAGUUCCCGCUGUCCUUGGGUGACCAAGAACUGGAAGACGAUUGGACUGAGCCCUAUAUUCAUGUCACCUUUAAAAUUCUCUCCCAGUUAUGCCAACUAGCCACCCAACAUGGACUGGGGUCUCCGGUCGUAACAAGGAUGUUACGGCUUCUAGCUGAAGCUGAAAUGACACCCUUUGAUAUCAAGCAAAUAGCAGGGUUGCUCUGUACCCCGAUUGAAUACAUGGUGUUUGAGUCCACCUGGAAGCAACAUGCAGAAAAGCAAGGGCUGCAUAAUUUAGUGGUGCCGCAGCAAGAUCCAUGCUUUGGGGCAGGGGUCCCUGAACUUCUGGGAUUGCCUCCCAUAAAUAACCCACAGGUGCAAGCACGCCUAAAUCCUUUGAUAUUGGCACAGGCAAGAGAUUUAGGAAUGCAGGCCCUGAUGAAAGUUGGUAACAUGGCAUUGGCAACUCCAACUCAGAGUUUUGCAAAAAUUAAGCAGGGCCCCAAAGAGCCUUAUGUGGAAUUUAUAGAACGAUUAAAAGAUGCCAUGGAAAAGCAAAUAGCAAAUGACGAUGCAAAAAAUCUGUUGAUGUUGUCAUUGGCACGAGACAAUGCAAAUGAAGAUUGCAAGAAAGCUAUAGACUUAUUACCAAGAAAAAAUCCAUCCUUAGAUGAAAUGAUUAAUGCGUGUGCUGAAGUUGGAACUCUAUCUUAUGAAAUGUCUCUGUUAGCUGAUUCCUUGGCAGCUGCUCUAAGGUCGCACCAGUGCUAUGGAUGUGGGCAACUAGGUCACAAGAAAGCAAAUUGUCCCCAUAGGUACAACUCAUGGGGGACACGUCAGAAACAGAGAGCUGGGCCUGUAGUGGGAAGCUGUUACCGGUGUGGAAAACCCGGUCAUUUCGCCAAGCAAUGCAAGUCUAAAUUCCACGCUAACGGACAACCUCUCAGUGGACAGGGAAACUGGAACAGGAGCGCCAAGGGGAAGUGCUUGCAGACACGAGUACCUUCUCGUCCUUCAGUGCAGGCCUAUGGAACCAGCUCACAGGGACAGCAGGAGGAUCAGCUGGCAUGGAUGUGUCUAUCGCUGGCAUUAUAACUUAGAGACUCAUUAAAGAUUUAUAAAAUCCCCCUCGAGGCCCAUGGGUCUGCUGGGGAAGGAUUAAGUACAUUACUAUUAGGAUGAUCAAGAGCAAUGUUACAGGGUUUUUUUGUCCACCCUGGAGUUAUAGAUGUAGACUAUACUGGACAAAUAUGUGCUAUGGUAUCAACACCUCCUCCUCCUGUACCCCUUCCAGCUAAAAGUCUUAUUGUUCAACUUGUACCUUUUAAGUCUUGUGUUCCUAAAACAGACUCAAAGCUGCGAGAAAACAGAGGCUUUGGCUCGACGGGGGAACCUGAAGUAUACUGGACUCAGAUCAUAUCUGAUCAAAGACCAAACAUGGUUUGUACUC